AUGUCGAGGGCAGUUCGUGCAGAGACCCGCAGUCGGGCCAAGGAAGACAUCAAACGGGUUAUCAGUGCUAUUGACAAAGUCAGGAAGUGGGAGAAACGAUGGGUUGCCAUUGAAGACACCACGAUGAAAAUAUUCAAAUGGGUCCCUGGUCUGUAUGAAUAUUAUUUAACCAUAUAG
Molecule: messenger RNA, 177 nt
Organism: Helobdella robusta
Lineage: Eukaryota; Metazoa; Annelida; Clitellata; Rhynchobdellida; Glossiphoniidae
Exons: 2
Coding region: 1-177 (58 amino acids)
Source: RefSeq, a predicted model, not a curated record